AUACCAUAACCAGAGUGUACCCUCAAAAGCUAAGUCUUUGAACAGUUAUGAUAAUUAUAUUUUUAUAUUGUCUUCAAUUUGUUUCAAUCUGUCAGUAAUCAGUAUAAAAAAAACCUUGAAAAGAAAGAUUUUCCGUAAUGGAUGACAAGCCUGAUUCAGCUCCAGAACAUUGCCCCGGUACGAAGAGCAGUAACGCUGGCAAGGCUUCAACCUGUUCCGGCUGCCCAAACCAGUCGGUAUGCUUAUCCGCUGAUGGAAAGUCGGCCGAUCCGGGCGAAGAACUGGUCAAAGCGAAGAUGUCGACGAUUCAGAAUACGAUACUCGUCCUGUCAGGGAAAGGAGGCGUUGGGAAGAGCACUUUCACAAACCUCCUCGCGAGGACGCUUGCUUCGACUGACACUGAUACAAAGGUUGCUGUUCUCGACAUCGACAUUUGUGGUCCUUCGCAACCUAGGAUGAUGGGAACAGUUGGUGAAAAAGUACACAAAAGCGGUUCAGGUUGGUGCCCUCUGUACAUUGAAGACAAUUUGAGUGUAAUGUCAGUCGGAUUUCUUCUGUCGUCCGUCGAGGACGCUGUGAUCUGGAGGGGGCCCAAGAAAAACACAAUGAUAAGGCAAUUUUUGUCUGAAGUGGAUUGGGAUGACCCGCUUCACUAUCUGAUACUUGAUACGCCACCGGGAACGUCGGAUGAACACAUCUCUUCAGCGAGGUACCUGUCCAGUGCAGGAGGCCCUGUUUUCGCCGUUGUCGUCACCACCCCUUCUGAAGUCUCACUGGCUGAUGUAAGGAGAGAAAUAUCGUUCUGCGUAAAAGUGGGCAUCAAAAUCCUAGGCGUGAUUGAAAACAUGGCUGGUUUCGUUUGUCCUAAAUGCCAGGUGAAAUCGGACAUUUUUCCAUCUGACAAUGGCGGAGGAGCUAAUAUGGCGUCGGAUAUGGGCAUCCCGUUUUUAGGUUCCAUCCCAUUGGAUCCUCUUCUGGCAAGAGCUUGUGACGAGGGACAAGAUGUUGUCAAAUCGAUGGCAGACUCGGAAACAAUAAUCGCCGCACAGAAAAUCAAAACAAGAAUCCUUGAAGAAAUCGAUAAAACAAGAAGAUUAUAAGUGAGGAAGUUAGAAGUGAGGAAUAUACUUAUAUAUUUAUAGUUGAACAAAAAAAGCUAUUUUUAUUAUGUUAA
Messenger RNA from Cimex lectularius (bed bug), 1174 nucleotides. It is a transcript of the gene Nubp1, whose product is annotated as cytosolic Fe-S cluster assembly factor NUBP1 homolog. The transcript has 9 exons. Gene Ontology annotation, molecular function: ATP-dependent FeS chaperone activity; ATP binding; 4 iron, 4 sulfur cluster binding. Gene Ontology annotation, cellular component: cytosol. The record is from RefSeq and is a predicted model, not a curated record. Gene Ontology annotation, biological process: iron-sulfur cluster assembly. Lineage: Eukaryota; Metazoa; Arthropoda; Insecta; Hemiptera; Cimicidae. The coding region runs from base 138 to 1100 and encodes 320 amino acids.